AUGGCAAGGAACCAAGAUGCCGUGGCCGAGGAGAGGAGGUUGGCGGCCAAAGAGAGGAGGGUGGCGGCCGAGGAGAGGCAGGUGGCUUUGGGGGAGAGGAAGGUGAGCAAUGAGGAGCGAACUAGAUUGUUGGAAUGGGAGAAGCACUUGUUCUUCUUGGACACAUCUAACCUCAAUGCGGCGCAAAAGGAGUAUGUCAAUCUUGCCCGUGAAGACGUCUUGAUCCAAAAAAGAGCCAUGGUUCGUUCAAUGGGUGGCGGCGGCCUCGGCGCAAUGGGUGGUGGUGGCCUCGGCGCCAUGGGUGGCAUGGGUGGCCUCGGCGCCAUGGGUGGCUUCGGAGGUACCGUGGGCGGUGCAAUGGGAGGCAUUGCUGGCUUUGGAGCACCCCCCGACGCUAUGGCCACCAUGGGAGCCAUGAGUUUUGCUUCUCUCAUGGGAGGCAUGGGUGAACCUCUGGCCGCCAUGGGCGGAAUGUCUUUCGAUGUGCCUCCUCGCACACAUUCCCAUGAAGAUGCCAUUGAAGAUCUUGCCAACACCGUCGGAGCUUCACGUGAUGCGGUGCGCGAUGAGGAGAGGGAGGAAGAUUCAUCUUCGGAGGCGGAAGAAUCGUCUUCCGAAGAUGAGGACGAGGACGACGACGACGAGGAAUGA
This is a messenger RNA of Aegilops tauschii subsp. strangulata, 651 nucleotides long. NCBI's taxonomy places the organism in Eukaryota, Viridiplantae, Streptophyta, Magnoliopsida, Poales, Poaceae. The record is from RefSeq and is a predicted model, not a curated record.